AUGCGAAUCUUGUGGCCCCAGCUUUGUUUCCUUUCGGCGGUCCUGCUCCAGCAUCUAUGCUAUGGAAAGCAACCGCCUCUCCCGAACAUCAUCCUCGAAAUGCUUAAAAGAAAUGUUGAUUGGAACCGGGACCCGUGUGAUAAUUUCUAUCAGCAUGUAUGUCCAAUUUCGGCGACCGGACCAUUCGUCACACCCGUGCCAUUUCCCCAAGACGUCAUUGAAUACAUCGAAGGCCUGCGCAACGCUAGUGGACUCGAGGCA
Mesorhabditis spiculigera is the source of this 261-nucleotide messenger RNA. The record is from the annotation of a GenBank genome assembly. NCBI's taxonomy places the organism in Eukaryota, Metazoa, Nematoda, Chromadorea, Rhabditida, Rhabditidae.